CUAGCGGGUGACGUCACAGGCGGGAAGAGCAAGAUGGCGGGAGAGGUAAACAAACCGGGCUGGGCCUGGGAGGCUUUGCCCAUCUGCUCGUCUCGGGGCCAGAUCGUGUCCGCCGUGAGGAGAAGCGCUUUCCUGGUGGUCUCAGGGCAGACCGGGAGCGGGAAGACCACCCAGCUCCCCAAGUACCUCUGGGAGGAAGGCCUGGCGAAGCAUGGUGCGAUUGCCGUCACGCAGCCGCGGCGCAUGGCGGCCAUAUCUGUGGCGCAGAGGGUGGCGGAGGAGAUGGGCUGCCCUCUGGGAAGCCUCGUGGGGUACCAUGUCCGAUUCGACGAGUGCGUCUCCGAGGAAACAUCCAUCAAGUACAUGACGGACGGCUGUUUGCUGAGACAGAUCUUGGCAGAUCCCGAAUUGAGCAAAUACAGUGUUGUGAUCCUGGAUGAAGCUCACGAGAGGAGCCUCAGUACCGAUAUCCUCUUUGGCUUACUGAAGCAGAUGCUCCACAAGAAGAAGAAGAAGAAGCAGCCCAAAAGAAAGAAACCCUUGAAAGUGGUGGUGAUGUCGGCCACGCUGGACACGGACAAAUUCUCCGCGUUCUUCGACGGCUGCCCAGUCAUGGAUAUCCCAGGGCGAAACUAUCCCAUCAAGGAGGUUUUCUGUGGGGCCGUGGGGCCCAAGGAUGCCGAGAGUUCUGCCUAUGUGACAGAGACUAUCAGAGUGACCUUGGACAUCCAUUUGAAUGGCGCAGCGGGAGAUAUUCUGCUUUUUCUGACCGGCCAGUCGGAGAUCGAACGGACGUGCGAGUUGCUUUUCCAGAAAGCGGAGACGAUUGAUUACCGUUUUGAUGUGAGGGAGAGUACCGUGGAAGGCUUGCUCAUCCUCCCCUUGUAUGGCUCGAUGCCAACGGACCAGCAGAGAAGGAUCUUUCUUCCUCCGCCGCCGGGUAUACGGAAAUGUGUGGUGGCCACCAACAUCGCCGCAACGUCUCUCACCAUUGAUGGGAUCAGGUGAGCCGUUCUGAGAGUUUGGGUCAGGAGGACCGGCAAAACCCCUGAUGUUUCCUUGGAUUAUGCUUGCGUUACGAUUCGUGUUUUGCUUUCCAGAAGUGAGGCAUUGCAACGAGCAGGAAGAGCUGGCAGGACGGCACCUGGGAAAUGCUACCGAAUCUACAGCAAGGAAUUCUGGGAGCAGUGCAUGCCUGACCACAUGGUCCCAGAGAUCAAGCGCACCAGUUUGACAUCCGUGAUACUGACACUGAAGUGUCUUGGUAUCCAUGAUGUGAUCAGGUUUCCUUACCUGGAUCGCCCGGAGGAGAGGCGCAUCCUGGAAGCCUUGAAGCAGCUUUACCAGUGCAGUGCCAUUGACAGGAGGGGCCACGUGACCCCGCUGGGCGAACUCAUGGUGCAGUUUCCCCUCCCGCCGAACCUGACCUGCGCCGUCCUCAAGGCAGCCUCUUUCGGCUGUGAAGACCUGCUGCUCCCCAUUGCAGCCAUGUUGUCGGUGGAGAAAGUCUUCAUCCGACCAGGUGACCUUGAAAGGCAAAAGGAAGCCGAACUCCGGCACCGAGAGCUGAUGUCGCAAGUGGGAGGCUGCAAUGACUUUGCCACUCUCCUGAACAUCUUCGAACAAUGCAAAUCAAGCAAAUCUCCGUCAGCUUGGUGCCAAGACAACUGGAUUCAUUGGAGAGCGGUGAAGCUUGCGUUCAGCGUGGAGGAGCAACUUCGAGAAAUCACCAGCAAACUGAAGCAGCGGCCGGACUUUCCAAGAGAGCAUUUUGACGGCUCCAGGAAUGAAAUAUUGCGGAGAUGCUUGUGCGCAGGAUACUUCGCCAACGUCGCAAGGAGAUCCGUCGGCAAGUCGUUCUGCACUAUGGACGGCCACGGCAGCACCGUCUACAUCCACCCUUCGUCUGCUCUGCACGAUCAGGAAGCCCAGUUGGAAUGGAUCCUCUUCCACGACGUCCUGGUGACCUCCAGGAUUUACGUGCGGACCGUCUGCCCCAUUCGCUACGACUGGGUCCAGGAUCUCUUGCCCCGGUUGCACAAGAUCGACGCGUACGAGCUGAGCAGCAUGGCGCGGGAGGAAGUGACGGAGGAGGAGAUGGCCAAGUGGAAGGACAAGGAGGCUCUGGAGGGAAGGACCGAGAAGACAACAGAGGAGCCUGCAAAGAAAAUGGAGAGAAGGAAUGAUGACCAGUCUAUACAGGACGCUCGCUCCCGGUACUUGGAGAGGAAGAGACAGAGGCGGCAGGACUUAAGUACCUCUUGAAAGGAAAUUGGCUGAGCCAGAGGACUGACGUCGUCCGGUCAGAAGCUGACCAUAGAACCAGGCUGGACAGUCUUGAGAGAACAAUAGUGGUCAACUCGGUGAAGACUCAAACCCAGAUAUUGUGAGACUACAACUCCCAUUGGCUGUAUCCAGUGGGGAAGUGUAGUCCAGGAAGAUCUGGGAGGGCAGAGACAUGCCGCUUGGGAGACCCGAGUGGGAAUGGCCUCAGAAGACAAUGAUUUCUGAGACUUUUUUUACCAAUCAUACGUGCCUAACAAUAAUAAUAAAUGUUAUUUUUUCCACAUA
This is a messenger RNA of Anolis sagrei ordinatus, 2571 nucleotides long. The record is from RefSeq and is a predicted model, not a curated record. Lineage: Eukaryota; Metazoa; Chordata; Lepidosauria; Squamata; Anolidae.